AAACAAAAAAGCAUUGUUAGAGUUCGUGGGUUGGUUGCCUUGCCUUGCCUGGCUUCGUUGUCGUUUCGCCGGCCAAAGACAAGAAUUGUUGCCGUUUUAGUAUUUGCUUUGGACAUUCUCUCUCUUUCUCUCACUCAUUUGAUAAUUGAAGAUGAACGACCUUCUCACUGAUUCGUUUGUUGGUGAGGCUAAUAAUGGCCAGCCUUCUAGACAAAGUGAUAUUGAAAUGGGACAGGUUCCCAGAAGCAACUCUGAUAUGGGAAUGGAUGCUUUUAAUAAGCAGAUCCAAGAGGCUGAUAAACAAAUCGAUAAGCUGUUUGGGCUGCUUCAAAAGCUAAAGGAAGCUAACGAGGAAUCAAAAUCUGUUACAAAAGCAUCAGCCAUGAAAGCAAUCAAGAAGAGGAUGGAGAAAGAUAUUGAUGAAGUUGGAAAGAUUGCUCAUGGUGUCAAAACAAGAAUAGAAGCUAUAAGCAGAGAUAACCUAUCCAAUAGGCAAAAGCCUGGCUGUGAGAAGGGAACAGGUAUUGACAGAGCAAGGAUGAAUAUGACUAAUGCCUUGGCUAAAAAAUUCAAGGAUCAUAUGACAGAGUUUCAGACCCUUAGACAAAGAAUACAAGAUGAAUAUCGUGAGGUUGUGGAGAGAAGAGUUAUUACAGUUACGGGAACUAGGCCAGAUGAUGAGACAAUUGAUCACCUGAUAGAAACUGGAAAUAGUGAGCAAAUCUUCCAGAAAGCAAUUCUAGAAGCAGGCAGAGGACAGGUUGUUAACACAGUAGAAGAAAUUCAGGAGAGACACGAUGCUGUGAAAGAAAUUGAGAAAAAACUUCUUGAUUUACACCAGAUUUACCUUGACAUGGCAGUCUUAGUUGAUGCUCAAGGGGAAAUUUUAGAUAACAUUGAAAGUCAGGUCAACAAUGCAGUCGAUCAUGUCCAGAGAGGGACAUCUGCACUUCAAAAUGCUAAGAAACUCCAGAAGAACUCUCGAAAAUGGAUGUGCAUUGCCAUCAUUAUACUGUUGCUAAUAGUAGCCAUCAUAGUUGUGGGUGUUGUCCAACCUUGGAAGAGUAGCAAAGGCGCUUGAGUCUCACCCUUUUACCCUUUGUGCAUAUACGAGAGUUGAGUUGGUUGGGAAAACAUGUGCAUGUGUGUCAGCGGAACAUUUUAGAGCAGGAUUUUUAAGCUUUUGUUUUGUAUGAUAUGAUGCUUGAUUUGUGUGGUGUGUUUGUUUCUGACUUGCUAUACUUUGGCCUGCGUCACGAUAUGAUAUUCAUAUUCUUUGUAACCUUCAAAAGAUUAUCAGGGUGUCUUAUUUCCUUGUACCAUUCUAAAAUGUUUUUGGUGCCUUUUGCUGGUU
Abrus precatorius (Indian licorice) is the source of this 1354-nucleotide messenger RNA. RefSeq names its product syntaxin-132-like. Gene Ontology annotation, biological process: intracellular protein transport; exocytosis; vesicle fusion. Lineage: Eukaryota; Viridiplantae; Streptophyta; Magnoliopsida; Fabales; Fabaceae. Gene Ontology annotation, molecular function: SNAP receptor activity; SNARE binding. The transcript has 13 exons. The coding region runs from base 152 to 1081 and encodes 309 amino acids. Gene Ontology annotation, cellular component: endomembrane system; plasma membrane; SNARE complex. The record is from RefSeq and is a predicted model, not a curated record.